AUGAUGGAAAGGCUAAAAAACAGGUAAUAGCAUAGGGGUGCGUGUCAACUGCCACCAAACACCUAUCCGUCGCUCCCUGCUAUUAAUUUCGUCGCCGCAACCUCCGAUCCCAUUCCUCCUCAUCUUCCUACUUUAUAAACCCCAAUACUCUUACUCCAUCAUUAUUCAAACACUCCAAUUUCUCUAUUACACUUGCUUUGGCAAUGGCUACUGAGCUAAAGUCCCAGUCAAUUCUUGAUCUCUUGAGUGGAUAUCUCGAAACUGACGAGGGUAAGCAACUUCAAAAGAAGAUCAACCUCGUUUAUCAGUUCCAUCUCGCCCCCAAGAAAAUUGGGGUAGAUGAAGUGAUUAUUACUGUUAAUCUGAAGAAAGGAGAGGUCACUAAAGGUCCGUAUGAGGGUGGUAAGCCCGAUGCUACCUUUUCCCUAAAGGAUGAAGACUUUGUCAAGCUUGCUGAGGGAAAAUUGAAUCCCCAGAUUGCUUUCAUGAGGGGCGCUUUGAAGAUUAAGGGCAGUCUGAGUGCAGCACAAAAAUUCACCCCUGACAUCUUUCCAAAGCCAUCAAAGCUGUGAGCUUUGUUCAACAGCUCUGCUUUAUUCGGAUGGGGGUUUAUCAAAUUUCGAAUUUAUAUUAAGUUAAUAGGAACAAUUGCUAGCUGUUUAUCAACACCUGUUCAAAUAGGUGCAUAAGUUUUUUCUUUUUCUUUUUGUGUAAUAUAGAACUGAAUUGACGAUUUUCUCUGUUCAUGAAUGAUAUUCAUGAAUUACAAAAUUGCCUAAUUCUCUUUUUAAAUAAGCAAGACAAAUCUUUUUUAGUGCAA
Molecule: messenger RNA, 820 nt
Organism: Ricinus communis (castor bean)
Lineage: Eukaryota; Viridiplantae; Streptophyta; Magnoliopsida; Malpighiales; Euphorbiaceae
Product: sterol carrier protein 2
Exons: 4
Coding region: 204-572 (122 amino acids)
Cellular component (GO): cytosol
Source: RefSeq, a predicted model, not a curated record